AUGGAGAAUGUAUCUGGUCUCUCGCUUGCGCAGCUACUCACGCAAAGACUGUUCAUCCCUGCUGGAAUGAAGACGGCCAGUCUCUGCGCAAACACAAAUGGACUUCCACUGCCCAUUGUCGGAUACGAAGGCAACGAGAAAGUAGGAUACUUUGCCGCGACCAACCGAAUCGAAUGGGGCGGUGAUGCUGGUAUCGCUGCCUCGCUCGAAGACAUGAUCGCUUAUGAGAUUUACCUUGACAAAAGUCUGUCGGAUGACAAGAGUCUGUACACCCAAACGUCGCAGGAGCAGAAAUUCCGUGAUGGCACACCUGCUGGCUAUGGGCAUGGACUGAAGCGAUCCAAACUUGCGAGACAGUUGGCCAUUGCUCAUGGUGGCGCCCUUCGCGGCUUCCGACACGCAAGGAUGCAGUUCCCUUCGAAUCGUCUCUCUGUGGUGGUCAUGCACAAUUUCGAGACUUCGCCAGGCGUGCCCGCCGAGUUCAUCGUCAAGAAGGUCCUUGACGUACAAGAGCCUGAGCCCGAGGUCAUCAGUGUCCCUGCCGCAUGGAAAGGCCAUUACUUCGACGAAGACACUCAGCUUUAUAUCGCAGUGGAGGAAGGCGACAGGGAAAAGCCUGGCACAAUCUCCGUUAUCUAUGGCCCUGGCACUGGAGGAGAGACUGCUAGAUUGACUUCCGAGAAAGAAGCGAAAACAGACGGUAUGAAACUGACUCUAGAUGGGGAUGUCCUGCACGUGGAACGAACCGAUGACAAUAGGACCUUGCGAGCAGUCCGCCUUCAGCCUGUGGACAAGAAAGACUUCGGCCAAUCUUCCACCGAAGGCGUUGUGGGUGUGUACCGGAGUGAAGAAUGCGACAGCGUUUUCACAGUGACUGGAGAACGUGGUAGUCUGUAUGGCUCUUUCGACGGCUAUCUCGGGCGCGGACCUAUCUGGACUAUGAGACAGAUUGGCAAGAACCAGACAUGGGCGUUGGCCAACCCACGAGGUCUCGAUGCGACACCGCCCGGUGAUUGGACUGUGGUCUUCAAAGAUGAGAAGGAUGGCGUAUACAGCAGAGUUACUGUCGGCUGCUGGUUGGCUCGCAAGGUCGAAUAUGUUAGGCAAGGGUAA
This is a messenger RNA of Aureobasidium uvarum, 1113 nucleotides long. NCBI's taxonomy places the organism in Eukaryota, Fungi, Ascomycota, Dothideomycetes, Dothideales, Saccotheciaceae. The record is from the annotation of a GenBank genome assembly.